This is a messenger RNA of Cavenderia fasciculata, 441 nucleotides long. RefSeq lists its product as uncharacterized. Bases 1 to 441 code for a protein of 146 amino acids. The transcript has 3 exons. The record is from RefSeq and is a predicted model, not a curated record. NCBI's taxonomy places the organism in Eukaryota, Evosea, Eumycetozoa, Acytosteliales, Cavenderiaceae.
AUGGCUGCUUUCAUCCCUGAUUCGUUAAAAUUGUCUCCCAAUCUUUCUACUCUUGGUGAAUCAACAACAGCAGCAACAACAAUCGCAUCAACACAGCAGCCUUUUAACCAAUCUGCUCAAAGAUGGGCAAUACCAGAAGAAGGUAUAGCGCACAUUCAAGCUCCAUCGACUCACAAUAGACUUGGUCUUAUGGAAACAAUUUAUCGUCACUCAAUAUCUGUCAAUGUAACUCUCAUCAAAUCACCCCCAUAUACAAGAAAGACAUCAUUUGGUCAGCUAUUCCACGAAUAUACAAGACACAAGGAACCUGAAACUUAUCUCAGACGUGUCUCUCUUAUUUGGUUCCCCAAUUCCACCCCUCAGGAAUUCAAUGCUGGUUGGAUAAAAUUUACUGGUCGCACAUUUGGAUAUCAAACUCCAAGAAAAAAGCAUAUUUAUUAA